Molecule: messenger RNA, 6597 nt
Organism: Theileria orientalis strain Shintoku
Lineage: Eukaryota; Apicomplexa; Aconoidasida; Piroplasmida; Theileriidae
Exons: 2
Coding region: 1-6597 (2198 amino acids)
Source: RefSeq, a predicted model, not a curated record
AUGCCGGUCAUUUGUUUGGGCACGACACAUGUCCUUUAUAUCAGAGGUUGGAUCCAAGUUUGCGUAAAGGAAGAACCAUACAGCAGUUGCAACUUGUUCAAACUGUGCAAGCACACGCUAAAACCACCCAGGAGAGGUUGUAUAUAUGUUUUCAAAUGCUCGACGGGAUCCAACGGGUCGCGAAAGAUAAAACAGGGGGAGUAUCUCUCAAUAAGCAAUCCGUGCCUCUGCCUCGAGUGCGUGGACGUGUACUACAACCAGCACGACCCCGUCAAAAAGCCGCUGGUGCUAGUAUUUAAAUUCAAGAACGGUGAUGAUCGCAGUAACGGCGUCACGAACAGGUACUACCGGAUGUCCUGUUUUGAAACGGACAAAACGCAAUGCCCGUCCAAAAAGAUAGAGGACCUGUGCGAAUACAACGAACAGUCGAUACUGUGCGCGCUGCUACAGGAAAACGAUUCUCUACCCGGGUUAUUGACGUACGAUAUCAUGAAGAGGCCAACGGGUGCGGGCAACGGUGAGGGCGGCACCAACUGCAAGUACAACUGCGGGAAGAUCCAGGUCACCAAGAACGGCGAUGACACCAGCACCAGCGCGAACGGGGAACCGAAACUGGGCGCCGGGUUCACGCGAUAUAAACACGCGCCAACUAAUAGCAACGGGGGCAACAGCAACGGGAACAACGCCGGCAAACCCGCUUGUAUAAUAUACCGGUGCCAGACGCUCAUGGGCGGUAACGGCACCCAGGCCCAGACCCAGGAGCUCCCCGAAAUACAGGGCCAGACCUACAAGUGCGUAAGCGUAUACUUCGGGUGCAAAGCUAAGCGUAACGGAGCGGGUGCCAGCACGGGUGGAGGUGCGUGCCCGGCCGCCAGUACUAGUGGGAGCGAGGGUACCGCGUGUAAACCGGGCGCCACUGCCUGCUCCCCAGCUACCGGCGAGGGUACGUGCCCGGCCGAACCCCCGUCCGCCACCACUUCCCCGUGCAACCAGGACGUCCCGCUGCUCCUGGAACUGCACAGGAACGGUGCGAACAGCACGAACGGCGCCAGUACUAACCCCGAGUACUACGCGCACCUCCGUAGUACCAACGGCGCCCGGAAAAACGGUAACGGCCCCGAUAAGUACUACUGGGUAAAGCUCCCCUGUGGGAAUGGCGCUGAUGGACGCACGAACGGUGACUGUGUGCUGAAGAACCUGCUCGACGACAUCGGUUUGCACACCAGUUCUAGCGGUGCAGGCGAUAACGGGCACGAAACGCUAAAACAACUGCUAAAACAGGCGUUGAACAACGGCGCGACGGACGGCGCGAACGGGGACCUCACCGAAAAGCUACAAAAAAUGACAGGCCAGAACCUGACCAAACUGCUGAAAGCGACGGUCAACGGGUCCCAACCCAGCGUCCAGAACGGCCAGCAGAACGGCUCCAAAACCCUGGCCACCCUCUUGCUCAAACGGCUCCAGUUUGACAUAAUUGACUCGCUUGUUAUACUGCUGGAGAAAAACUGCAAGAACGCCCAUAACGGGGUUGCGGACGGGUACGGCGACUCCCAGAUCCAAAGCGCCAUUUCGGGGUUGCAACCCAACGGACGCGGAACACGAGUCAACCGCCUGAAACUGGGCAACGGGAACGAUAACGGGAACGGCACCAAGAUAACGGUGACCGAGGCACCCACGGAUAACGGCGACCCGGGCUCGGUCUGCGCGUGCCUCGCCAAAUGUUUCGCCAAAUACGGGUACUGCGUAAUACAGCACGAUUUUUCCCAGGCCGUCAAUACCAAACUGGGCCAGGGCUGCUCGGCGGGCCUGCGCCUGCUGUUGCCCACCAAGGAGAACAACGAGCGGGGUGGCGGAGGCGGUGGCGGUGGCGGCCAAACGAAGUACGCCGAGCUCCGCCUUUACAACAGCGCAGAGAAAACGGACCCCCAAUACCUCCAGUACCUGUACUACACCAAGGGCGCGGGUUCGGGCGGGUCGGCCGCCUGCACGACCGCCUGCACUACCUCUACGACCGGCCACACCUGCUCCAAGACCCAAAACGCCCAGAUAUGCUCCAAGCUGUACGUGGUGUUUUACAAGGGCGUCCCGAGUACGGGCGGCCGGACCAGCGGGUCAGCAGGCACGGGCGACCCUAGGCCACUACUACUCUGCUACCGGGGAUGCUGGUACCGCCCCAAAGAUAAGAACGGGUAUUUCAGCGCGUGGGUCAAGGUGGACCUGGGUGACAAGGGCGCGUGCGAGUGCUCAAACGGGGGCCCAGAGGGCGCAGGUGCGAACUGCGAGAAAUGCAAGGCGCUUUUUAAGGCGCUCACGACGACGGUCGGGUUCCUGAACACCGUCGACCUGUUCCAGCACCCGGGUACGGCAGGGGGGGAGGCCGGCCAAACCACGUGCCAACCCGGUGAACCAGGUGCAGCGGGCGCUACUGCCACCUGCCAGUCCCCAACCAGUAGCCAAACCACCGGGAAGUGCACGUACGAGGUCCACCAGUUCCGGGGCUCCAAAAUACAGGUCCAGGUCAAGUGCUGCCCUGUUAAUGGUACAACCGCCAGUUCGGGGUGCUACAGGAAGCUCACCCACAGGCCGGCCGGCACGGGAAACGGGUCCAAUAGCGCGAACACGAACAACGGGUUUAGACUGGGCGACGUCGUGUACUGUCCUAGCAGCGGGUCCAGCGGCGACCCACAGGGCUCCAUCACGUACUACGGAAACGGCUCAGACAAGGGCAACGGCGACCACACCUCCACCCAUAAGUGGGCCCCGCUCACAUCCGUCGCCGUGUACUACUACAACGAGGACAAAGGGUACUGCGAUCCGCUGCUGGUGGAGCUGCAGUUUGCCAAGGUGGCGGCUAACGGGCUGCAGAACGGCGCCACCACGACGGAGUACUACCGCCUAAAAACGCGCAACGGGUCUGGCGGAAAGUUGGAGUGGGCGAAAGUGGACAAUGGCUCUAAAACCAACCUAGCGAAACCCGAAUGCCUGACCCGGUACCUCGACGCGAUACGCUAUUGCCUCAAAAAGGUGGUGCGGAUACAGCUUGAGAAAAACAAGGCGAGCGACAGUUACGAUCUUGUGGGCAAGGACGCCAAGCCGGGGUCUGGUGGCUCAAACGGGUUCCAGAAGAUCAACGGCGACACCGGCAACGGGAAGCAGAUACAGGUCCAGGAGUGCAAGUGCCCCAAACUAACCGGAUACAAGUGCUACCAGCACAAGCUAGGGGAGGCGUUGAACGGCAAACACCACCUCGUAGCGGGACUGGCGUUCACGCUCCCUGGUAAGAACAACGGGGUUGGCGCAAACGGGGGUACAAACGGGGUGGUGGAGAUACCGGUCUGCGUCGUGGGCCAGGGUGAGGCCGAGUGCCCCCCCGGUGCUACUGAGGGCCUAUGUACAGCAGCUGGCACCCAGGCUAGUUGUUCGUCUACAACCGCCGAACCCACAGCCAGUACGUGCCCGGCUGCCCCUGCUUCCCCCUCAGUGCCCUGUAAGAACGGCCAACCCAACGGCACACAAAUACCGCCCGUCCACUACAACCAGUGCAUGGGCGACGUGUGCGUUUACUUCUACGGGAGCGGGGGCGGUACGAGCGGUUCGGAGACGGGCACCACCACCGAUACGGUCCCGCUCAUGCUAAGAUAUAACGGGCAGUUUUACAGGCCGUGCGACCGCGACCAGUACUUUACGAAAUGGGUCCCUGUAACGGCGUUGUGCAAAACGGCGGGCGAGUGCAAGGGCGGGUGCGCGUGCUGCUGUCCGGGCGCAGGGGCAGCCGACCCUGGCACUAGUUGUGGCACCCAUGGACCGGGUGGAGACGGCGCCGAGUGCGGCCCGGAGUGCCCGUGCUGCAAAGAACUCGCCAACGAACUGGACAGGGUAAACGAGUGCCUGAACCGUAUAGACCUGGACCCCGAGAAGGCCAGCAAGGCCGGUUCGGGCGGCAGUUCAGGCGCGGGCACCGGGUACGGCCUCCCCGAGAGCAACGGGGGGAAGGAUUUGGACACGUCGGUGGGCAACAACAGGGUGUGCCUGACCGAGAAAAAACCCACGGGCGACGACGCUCAAAAGGCCUACGUGAAGGUCGUGCACAGGACGAAGAACGGGUUUCGAAUAGGCUGUUUAACCUAUUGCGGGAAGGAGAUCACGCAGGACGGGGUGACCCCGACCGCCCUGAGCAACGGCCAGUGUGACGGGCCCGCCCUGAGCAACGGCCAGACCUGUUCCGCCAGCCCGGCCGCUGCGGGGACAACGGGUAAUGGCACGAUCAAGAUCGAGGUCGCUAAAGGCACCGGUGGACCCAACGGCAACGGGAACCACAAAAACCUGGUCACCACGUGUGGGUGGAACACGGUGGUCGUUUACUACUCGACGAGCGACAAAUGUUACUCGUUGCCGCAGCUGAUCGUGCUGCUGAACACGGACGGCCCAGUAAAGAACGGCGAGGCGGUGACCGGCAGUGCGGACAAAAAGUACGGGUACUACGUGCUCUCGAGCGCCAGUACAGGGGGUGGUGGUUUAGGUGGUGGGCCGGGGUACGAGUAUACGUGGCGCCUGGUAAACGGGUCCAAAUCGGGUGAAACGCCCGUUACACUGGACGACAAAACCGAUUUCCAGUUGUUGAACGCGGCCGUGAUAUUGCUGGAACAGAAGGCCGGGAAGUGCAUAGGUGGCACGUACGGGGAUGACAAGAUCAAAAAGGCCGUCGGUAAGGCAGGUUUGCAAUCGCCCGGAAACGACAACGACGUUAACCGGCUCAAAAACAAGACUAUAGAGGUAAAGGACGAGACCAAGGACACGGUGACCUGUUCCGGUACCUCCCCAGGGACCUGCUGCUGCAAGUGCCUCAAGGACACCGGUUUCAAGGCUAUGACGCACAACCUGGACAAGCUGGUGAAGCUCAACGGGUCGUUUAAGCCGCCCGUGUGCGAGGUGGCCCUGAUAACCGGCCUGAAGUUCUUGAUACCCACUGGUGAACGGGGAAAGUACAAGCAGGUCCAGCUCAACGGUGACGCGGCCCAAAACGGCUCUGUAAAGUACCACCACCCCGAUAACGGGAACAAGGUAUGCGUUUACUUUUACGGCUGCGACCCGCGACCGCUCCUGGUGUGUUACAACGGGUGGGCGUACCGGGCCAAGGACAAGAACGGGUACAACGAGCAAAAGUGGGCCAAGUGUACCGAGGUACAAGCGGCGGACGCGGCGAAAUGCGGGUGCGCCCAGACACCACCGACCGGGACGUGCGACAAGUGCCCGCUUAUAAAGGCGCUGGUCGGGGUGAGCGACUUCCUGAACCCGGUCGACGUAAAACAGGUACCCAAUUCAACAUCAAAAUAUUGGAAAUUUUGCCGAUGCUACUGUGUACAUAAAUUUAACGGGUGUAAAAUAUGGAUCAGGGUGACAUCACAACCCGCAAUAGGUUCGUUCUGUUACAACAAGUACACGCACACGCACGCCGGAAUAACGGGUAAAGGGGACGGUUUCCGCUUGGGCAACAUACAUUAUGACGGCCGUAAUAAGGGCGAAAACGGUAACAACAAUAACAGUAACACGUGUAUCAAGUUGAACGGGACGAACAGCAAUGGAUACAAGUGCAUUUCAGCCUCCGAUGUCAACAAAUCCGACAACAAACACAAAGCUUCCCCCGAGGUCGUCGUGUUCUACUACAAAGGCGACACUAAACACGAGCACCCACUGCUCGUCGCGCUCAGGAGCCCUGACUGGUGCUUUUACUAUAAUACAUACUUUGAGCUCACGAAGAAGUCCGAGCCCCGCGAGACCAAAUUGUACAAGAAAAACGACGGCAAAGACCCUCUAGAUUUGUCCGACACAAAACCGGGUGGCGAGCUGGCCCAAAAGCUCGACUCCAUACUGUUCAAGAUUAGCAAGAAACUGCAAAUCGUGCUGAGCACGCGCCCCGUGGCAACCGAGUACAAGCCCGGCCAGAACGGGUUAAUCACUGACGUUUUUGAUACCGGCACGGGCGACAAGAGUUCAAACCAAAAGGCGGCGAAACAGUUAUUCGACGUAAAAACCAGGAUACUCAAAGAGGUGGCCAAAGAAGCGGAUGAACUCGAAAAAACCUCUAAGACAACAGGCACCAACGCCCUUACAGCCGGCAAGCCCCUCUCCACUAGGGACUCGUUGAUGCACCACGUGACCGGGUCGACCACCUACAAAGCACAGCUGUCGAACGGGGCGUCCGAACCCCCGUCCGGACCCACCACCACCCAGAUCCAAGUGGAGGAAGUGCACUGUCCGGGCCUGCAACCAGGGGGGUACCGCUGUUUCAAACAUGAUCUCGUUAACACCAACAACAUCGAGCAGGUGGGCGGGCUGGUGCUGUGCCUCUGGGUCGAUAAGGCGGGUGGAAAGGGCGACAAUGGCAAGUGCCAGCCCUGCGACACCCAGGGUAGUAAACAGGGCGCCGGAAAGGAGGGCCUCGAGUUGUGCACCGGCAAAAACGGGUGCAAAAACGGCUCAACCUGCAAAAACGACAAAAACGGCCAGUCAGUACAGCUGUCGUACACCACCUGUAAGGGCAAUUUGUACGUGAAAUUAUGGCUCAAAAGUUACAUUAAAAAGGGUAGUACAGGAUAA